Molecule: messenger RNA, 591 nt
Organism: Gryllus bimaculatus (two-spotted cricket)
Lineage: Eukaryota; Metazoa; Arthropoda; Insecta; Orthoptera; Gryllidae
Source: the annotation of a GenBank genome assembly
AUGAGAGGAAACCAUUGAAUAUAUUUCACUAGUGCAAGAGAAGACACAUUUCGAAGGUCCGACACGCAGAAAGCUGAGGGUUGAAGUAGAGAUAAGGGAACAGCUUUCUCCAUGAAAACCUGGCCUCGCCCGAACACCUGGCCUCCUAGACUGGCAAGUAGCUCGCGCAGGCGUAUUUUGACAGGCCGAGCCUAAGUGUUCUGGGCAAAAGAGCACGUGGUUUACGAGAAGGAAAAUAAGUAUGAAAGGUUCGUGUCAUUGUUUGGGCGCGUCUCCAAAUUACACGAAACUUCAAGAUAUCGCGCUUUGCCAACUACUGAAUGGUCCAAGUUAACGAAGGAAAGUACAGACAAUGUAGAAAAAUUCUGGAUCACAUACGACUUCAUGACUCUAGGACGCCGGGUCAGAGAAGCAGAGGUGUACGAGGCUAAAGUAGCAAAGAUAGCUGUGGCAAUAAGGGUGUGGAAGUGGACUGACUUACCUAGCAAAUUACGCAAUAAGAAUUCUGCAGGGAAAUGUGUGGUGACUUCUAAAGCAAAAUCUCGUCAUGUAGCCGUACGUCUUACAGGUGCGGCAAAUACUAAGGGCUGA